This is a messenger RNA of Arctia plantaginis, 393 nucleotides long. NCBI's taxonomy places the organism in Eukaryota, Metazoa, Arthropoda, Insecta, Lepidoptera, Erebidae. The record is from the annotation of a GenBank genome assembly.
AUGGACGAUCCAGAAUUAGAUAAAAUCAGACAACAGCGACUUGCUCAAUUGCAGGCUCAACAAGGGGGGACUGGUGAUCCUAACCAUGCAAAAAACCAAGAAGAGAGAAUGCAGGCAAUGGAAGAAGCGAAACUCACAAUUCUUGCACAAGCGCUCAGUCAAGAUGCAAGAGCCAGAUUGAACACUAUUAAACUUAGUAGGCCCGAAAAAGGUGCUAUGGUUGAAAACAUGAUCUGCAGAAUGGCCCAGAUGGGACAAGUUCGUAACAAAAUAACAGAGCAAGAGUUGAUACAGCUUCUAGAAUCCCUCAAUUCACAGAUGCCUAAGUCAUCCAGCACUGUUAAGUUUGAUAGGAGAAGAGCAGCACUGGAUUCUGAUGAUGAAGACUUCUAG